GUGUGUGUGUGGUAGGUGUUAGUGCGUAGGUCGCGUAUGAAUCUUGUAUACAUGUGAAUUAUUUAGGAUAACAAAAAUGAGUUCUUACAUUCAAGUAUGCGAGGAUGAGAGCGAAGAACCAAUGGAGUUACCACUUGAAGCUGACGGUGGAUUGCUACUGUCAACUUUGGUGGCGCAGUUCCCGGGUGCCAGUGGGAUCAAGUAUCGAAGUGCCUCUAAUCCCUCUGCCUUCAGAGGAGUUCGGCUCCUGGAUGGAGUGUUCCACAUACCUGAAGAUGGCUGGAAUAAUGUUUUCAUCUGCGUAUUCCCCAAAAAUUAUACCUUUGUUGAAGAGAAUAACCGGAAGCAUGAAGAACGUGUGGAUAUCCAGUGUAAGAGUAGAAGGAUGGAUCGCUACCAACGCUGCUCUGACCUCAUUGUGCUUGGCCUGCCUUGGAAGACCACCGAACAACAACUCCGGGAAUAUUUUGAAUCAUUUGGAGAAGUGCUGAUGGCACAGGUAAAGAAGGACCUGAAGACUGGCCAGAGCAAAGGCUUUGGUUUCAUCAGAUUUGCUAACUAUGAACAUCAGCAGCAGGUGCUAGCCCAGCGACACAACAUUGACGGGCGAACUUGUGAUGUUAAGAUCCCUAACUCUAAGGAUGGAUGUGGACAGCCACUGAGCAGCAAGGUGUUCGUAGGGCGCUGCACGGAGCAGCUCACGGCUGCCGACCUGCGUGAUUAUUUCGACAAUUUCGGUGAGGUCACGGACGUCUUCAUCCCCAAGCCCUUCAGAGCUUUCGCCUUCGUGACGUUCAUGGAUCCACAUGUGGCUCAGGCGCUGUGUGGCGAGGACCACAUCAUCCGAGGCACAUCAGUCCACAUCUCCAGCGCCGCCCCAAAGCACGACUCUAGAACUAGCGGGCCGUUCGGGCGUGGUAGUGGUGGAGGUGGACGCUACGACCGCAACUCCUACGGCGGCAGCAACUACUCUCAAGGAAGCUGGGGUGGCGGAGGAGGAGGAGGAGGAGGCGGUGGUUGCUGGGCUGGUGGUGUUGGAAGUAGUGGAAGAGAAAUGCCUAACUUAGCCGCCUUAGGCGCUUCUCUGGGCUUUGGAAACGCUGGUAACAGUGGAGGCAGCGGCAGCGGUGGUGUUGACGUUGUAGGUGGCGGCAGUGGAGGGGUGGGCAGUGGUCAUAUGAACAUGGGCCCCUUGACCGCCGCUCCAUGGUUGGCAGCGUUGAGCCAGGCCGGCUGGGGCCUCCUAGGAGCCAACAUGAGCCAACAGGGAGGUGCAGCAGCAGGAGGAGGAGGAGGAGGUGAUCACCAGCAGAGUGGUUAUGGUCAGGCGAGCAGUCCGCCUCAGCAAGGUCCUCCUCCUCAAGGGGGUGGCAUGCCCCAGUCGCCGCCCUACGCCACUGGUAACUGCAGGCCCUCUGCUGCUCCCGGGGACUACAACAACGGAGGGGGCGCCGGCAGUUGGGACUAGACAAUAGUUCUCCGACAGGAACGGCAGUGAUGCGAGCUCGUGUCUGGCAAUAUUUUUCCCGGUAUAUUCCAGCCUUCAUCAUCUUUGAUAACGUGUCAGCUUACAUUGAGCUCUCACAUUUAUUAUGACAUUUUCGAGACAGUUUUUAGUGAACGAAAUAUCUAGAAGUGUGUUUGUAUUUUGCGUGGAAUUUUCUGCGUUUGUACUGGAGUUUAUAGGUCUUAAUAUAUUCUAUACCACAAUCAAACAAAAAUGGAUGGCGUAAGUGGCUUAGUUAGCGCUGCUUAUCGCUCAGCUCAGGGUACUAGCCAGAGUCCGGCCAAGUGUGUGGAAUGCGAGUGAUGCAGUGCUGAGUGCUUGGUGAGAUAUGCCACUGCCUGAAUACGUGCUGUGUGCAUGGCUACGAGAGCUACCUUUUGCUUCAAUUAUCAUAUAAACUAAAGUUUGCUGUUGCUCGCGGCAAAACGAUCUUUUUCUGAACCACUGAUAGCUUUAUGAGCUCCUCGUGCAAUUCUGGGUAUUUUAAAAGUGUGAAUUUUUGUUGAUCGCGUUGUUACCAAAUAAUUAUUAUAUAUAGGUACUUAGAUGUUACGGCUUCAACAGUACAUGGAGAAGACAGUGUGCAACGGCUCAUGAUGGCUGCGUAUCUCUAACUCUUCUGCUCAAUAUGGAACGCUUUACCCCGUAAAAUAGUGCGGCCAUCCUGCACAUAAGUCAAGUAGUUGAUAGUAAUCGCGCGCUUAUAUAGCGCGACGUCUCCUCCGCACUUCUAGAAGAGGAAGCGAAAACUGUCCUAUCAGGUGGUGUGUUAGAGCCUCGUCAACGAGCUGCUCGUCGAUAUCACAAGGUCUAUCGUAAAUAAUCCCCGAUAGAAAUGCCAUUAGCAGUAACAUUUUUGUCAUUGGAAUUCGUUUUUCUCCUUGGCGUUGCAGUGCUUCUCUGUGUGUCUGAAUUAUGUCCCAUUUGUCCAUCGUUUGAAUAUAGCGCUUGCAUGCAAGAACUGUGAUUGCCAAGGCUUACUUUUGAAACUUGGUUUUCAUAGAAAUUUGCACUUGAGCUAACGCAGCGUUUGUUAAGUUCUGUUUGUGUAGAAUAAUGAGGAGGAUAAAGCACCUAUAUGUUUACAAAGUGUCCCUUGAAUUUACUGCCAUUGUCAUCCUAGUAUAUCGCGUCAUUCACCGUUUAUAAUGCAGUGUUUGCUUCUCUGAUCCUGAUUGUGUUGGUUGGCUGUUAUGUGUUCCCGCCGUGUGAGUUCGGAUCCACUCAUCUUUCAUGACUCGACGCCGCUCUCUCACCCUAGCGUUUGAGCUCAUCAUCGGUUUGUUGCUAUGGUGUUAAAUGUUGCUAUUGCAGCUCAGCUUAUUUAGCGUGAUACGUACUCUUAUUUAUUACCUAUUAUAUUGAUUAACGUUUGUACUUUAUUUUUCUUCCAUUGAUACUGCUGAAUUAUCUUGAUUAUAUUAACACUUUGUCUCUGUCCGUGCAAAUAUUUUGUUAUAUCAGCAGGAGUACAAGUUCUGUUUCUUUGAUAGUCGCCCCCUGCUGCAGGAUAACUCAGUUCAGAAAAUGUUAUCUUUGAAAUCAUUUAUAUGCUAUGUCAUAAGUAUAUGUUUUUGUUAAUAUACGCGUAGUCUAGUCUAAUUAUUGCUGUGAUGCUUACUACAUUUGGUCGCGAGUUCCGAUGCUUUAGAAGACACGAGUGAGUGGACCACGGGUUGGUCUUUCUACCAAAAAUCUUAACUUUGUUGAACCUCGAAUACAGUUGACGACUCGUGAACAACACGUGAAUGAAGUGUUUACUUAAAGGUGAUCGUGAUUGAUGCUUCUUGUACAUGAAGACCUUUUUUUGUUUAGUUCCUGUUUAAUAUCUCGAUUAAUUGUAAUCUAGCUUUGAACGUCGGACUAUUUGGACACCUGGGAAAUGGUGUACGCUAGAAUAACAUGCUGUCUAUUGCAUUCAUAACAAACAACUCGUGUAGAGCUUCUGUCUUGUCACGUGAGCAGCACGUCAAGUGAUCUGGGAAUAAUGAGUUACUACACCUCUUGUCUAUGAGAUUUUAAAUGUGUUCUGAUUGAUGUCGUAUAUUUGUUACUGCUUCUAUGAAGUUGCGUUUCCGUUGUACCUCUCGAAAAUCAUGCAGUCCAAUUUGGAGUUAAUUUACGACAUCAAAAUUUUGAUUGAGAAGUAGGAACACAGCUAUGAGAAUAAUUCUUUUUUUCGUGCCUAGUUUAUGAUUCAACAUAAAAUUUCUGAGCAACAUAUUGACUCGCCUUCAACUUUGUUUGUUUGGGAAAAAUAAUCUUCCACAACGAAUUUGUUCCCCUGAAAGCACUGUCAACUUCAUUUGCGCUAGACCGGGCAUGGCCGGCUUUUUUUUAAUUUUAAAAUUUUUCAAAUUUUUAGACCUCUAAAGGCAUUGGUAAGACCUCUCAUUCCUAUUCAUCACCCGACUAAACCUCAACGAUUCUUCCUAAAUUGGAUAUUUCACGACGUGCAUAUUUUUACUAUUUUACCAUGUACAUUAUUAUUUGUUGAGAAUAUUUUUCUAAGUACUUUAUUUUGUAUCGAGAAAACAUGCGAUACAGGAACUAGCACAUCAAAGACCAACCGGGCUGAAGGUUUUCAAUUUUUUCGUAGCAUACCAGCCAGGUGUUAGAAAAAAAGUCUGUUCUUUGAAAAAAUCUCAUUACUUCCUGAUACACCACGAAUACAUUUUUAUGCUUGUGAAAAUCUAAAUUUUUCUUUUCUCUUUGUUGUCUGGAAUACUUAUUUCAUGCAAGCUUAGAAACAACUUAAACCGAUGACUUCAUUGACGUGUGUUUCACGAGGCUUUCUCUCGACUCGCGGCUCAACAAUGUUACCGUCUAAAUAUGACGACUUACGUCCAUAUCUUAUCGUAUUGCGAGACUAGCUCAGUGAUCUAAAAUGAAUGCAAUCCCUGUUCAGAUCAGGUCUGCAACAGAGCUUAGAGAAUGUUGAUGAUGUAAUGCGCCGGACGUUGUUGAGUGUUGAUUUUGUGCCGUGCUUAAUAAUAACUGUUAUUUCCUAUAAAUUUUAUUGCGAGUUAGUGUGCCCCUUGUCGAGCUCGAACGAUGGAGCCUCGCAGUCAUUAUCUGCUUGUUGACGUUUGAGAGAGAAAUCAAGAGUUUAUUCUAUAGAUUUUUCAAGCGUGUCUAGCGCAUAUUAUGUCGCACUCUCCUUCUUUCUCUUUGGAUAUAAUUCCAGAGAACCACUUUUCUUGAGAGUUACUCUUAUACAGAAUCGAUCGAGUGUUGUGUACGCGCAUGUUUUUUAUGCUAUUUUGAGCUUUAUGUGUAAUCAUUGGAAGAGUAUUGCUUCGUUAAUGCUCGCCUUGUGAACACCAAUCAUUUUAAAAGUUGUUCGUUUUAUUCUUCAAGUCAGAACUCACUAUGGAUUUUGGGUGAUUUUUAUCUUUGCACUAACCUUAAAUUCUCUUGGGUGAAAUUCGUUGUGCGUGUGUAUCGCUUCGAGUCGCGAGGCGGCAGCUCGUGUGAUACACGAUGCCUCUGUUUCAUCCUAUUACUACUUAUCGUUUUAAAAUUAAAUCCCGCAUGAGAAGCAGAUCAAUCAUCUCUCAAUUAAAAUUUUUUUUUCAGUUCCGGGAAUGCUACGGACGCUUAUUUUGUCAAUGUGACUGUAAUUUUAGAGUUGUAAUGCCGUGUUGGUUCCUUGUUUCAUCGUAACUUUUUUCUUAGUUGAAAAUUUAAGACGUACGGUGUUUAUGCCUUGAUUGGGCGACAAAGCUUUUGAUUUUGGGCCGCCUAUUGAAGUGCGCGUGGCACCAAACUGUGUCAAGUACCUGCUAUUAUGGUCAGUCUUUUUAUUAAUAAUUUAUUAGUCCUUGUUAUUCUCACUAACAUCUUCCAAAGCUGUGGAAAGAAUUAUGUCAACGAGAUGAAAGUACAUACUUUUUAUGGACUGCUUUUCCGUUAAUAAAAACCAUAAUAAGCACCGUCAUCUCGUUUGUUUCACUGAGCGUCGCGGCGGCGAGCAGGCAUUCCGCCAGCUUUGAGUAUAUUUUCUUCAAUGAC
This is a messenger RNA of Hyalella azteca, 5521 nucleotides long. Its product is annotated as TAR DNA-binding protein 43. The record is from RefSeq and is a predicted model, not a curated record. Bases 77 to 1468 code for a protein of 463 amino acids. Gene Ontology annotation, molecular function: RNA binding. Gene Ontology annotation, biological process: regulation of gene expression. Gene Ontology annotation, cellular component: nucleoplasm. The transcript is spliced from 4 exons. NCBI's taxonomy places the organism in Eukaryota, Metazoa, Arthropoda, Malacostraca, Amphipoda, Hyalellidae.